Messenger RNA from Elephantulus edwardii (Cape elephant shrew), 1260 nucleotides. RefSeq names its product serpin peptidase inhibitor, clade A (alpha-1 antiproteinase, antitrypsin), member 11 (gene SERPINA11). The coding region runs from base 1 to 1260 and encodes 419 amino acids. The record is from RefSeq and is a predicted model, not a curated record. Gene Ontology annotation, biological process: negative regulation of endopeptidase activity. Lineage: Eukaryota; Metazoa; Chordata; Mammalia; Macroscelidea; Macroscelididae. The transcript has 4 exons. Gene Ontology annotation, molecular function: serine-type endopeptidase inhibitor activity.
AUGGGGCCGUCUUGGCUGUGGCUGCUGGGGGCAGGAGUCCUGGUCUGCCAGCCCUUUCCUGCACAUGGAGGUAAGAAUUUGGUUCUGCCGCAGGCCCCCAGUGACCAGCUCCCGGGGCCAGUCCCGGCCUACCACAAGGUCACACCCACCAUCACCAGUUUUGCCUUGCGGCUGUACAAGCGGUUGGCAGCAGGGGACCCCGGCAACAUCUUCUUCUCCCCUGUGAGCCUCUCCGCCACCCUGGCCCUGCUCUCUCUCGGGACCCAGGCAGACACUCAGACUCAGAUCCUGGAGGGUCUGGGCUUCAACCUCACCGAGACUGCAGAAGCUGACCUCCACCGCGGCUUCCAAAGCCUCCUCCUCACCCUGGACCUGCCCAGCCCCAAACUCGAACUGAAAGUAGGCACCUCCCUUUUCCUGGACAAGCAGCUCAAGCCGCAACAGGGGUUUCUGGACAGCAUUAGGGAGCUGUACGGAGCGCUUGCGUUCUCAGGCAACUUCACAGAGUCGGCUGAGAUGAGGAGGCAGAUCAAUGAGUACGUGAGAAAACGAACAUACGGGCGAGUGGCCGGCUGCCUGCAAGACUUCAGCCAAGACACGCUCUUGGUUCUCUUGAAUUUAAUCUUCUUCAAAGCCAAGUGGAAGCAUCCUUUCAAUCGCUACCAGCUCCAGAAGCAAGGCAGCUUCCUUGUGGAUGAGAGGAGCGCUCUCCGGGUCCCCAUGAUGCACCAGAAGGCGAUGCACAGGUUUCUCUAUGACCAGGAGCUGUCUUGCACCGUCCUCCAGAUAGAAUACAGCGGGAACGCCCUGGCCCUGCUGAUCCUCCCCGACCCCGGGAAGAUGAAGCAGGUGGAGGCAGCGCUGCAGCCGGAGACCCUGCGGAAAUGGGACCAGCUGCUCCAGCCCAGUCUUCUGGAUCUUCAUCUGCCCAAGUUUUCCAUUUCUGGAACAUUCAACCUGGAAGAGAUAUUGUCCCAAAUUGGCCUUCCCAACAUAUUCAACUCAGAAGUGGACUUUUCAGGGAUCACUGGGCAGCUCAACAAAACCAUCUUCAGGGUGUCACAUAAAGCAGCGAUGGACAUGAGUGAGAAGGGGGUAGAGGCUGCGGCUGCCUCGGGCAUUCUCUCCCAGCCCCGGGUUCUGAACACAACGACAGCAACUCACGCUCAUUUCAACAGGCCUUUUCUGCUGCUCAUCUGGGAUGUGACCACCGGGAGCUUGCUUUUCCUGGGAAAGGUCAUCAACCCAGCUGCUGGGUGA